AUGGUUGUGGAAUGGAUAUCUCGCUUAGCAAAGAGGUAACACAGAAAUUCCUAAGCACUCCGCUUCGAAUAUUAUCAUUGCAGUUUGACAAUUUACAACAAUUAGAAUAUUCAUGCGAUGUACAUUUGCUGUAAUUAUGUUAUGAUUAUGACCCAGAGUAGAGUAUUCGAGAAAAGAUAUCAACAUCUUAACUUGCGUUAAAAACUUCCUUGAUGAAUCUUAAAUAUAGUUUGAAAAGACAUACACCGAUUGCCGAGUUUAAAGAAAUUCAAGUCGAUCAACCGUGUCACGAAAUGUAAAUUUAAUUUUAGAUUUUCCGACAGGGAACAUUGCUUAUGGAAGAGCUCUUUACGAAAUGGAUAAACAAAGAAAUUCAUAAGAAUUAUAACCAAUUUUACAUUAUUAAUCCAAAGUUACUUUUACUUGAUUCUUUUAACUGCGGUAAAAAGUCGAACGAAGAGACAAUGAGGUAUUUUUUCUGAAACUGCACCAGAACAAUCCCCGCUCGCCAGAGCGAAUCGCGGCAUCGCUCUUUUGUCUGUAUGGUCAAAAUUUUGACUAAACUCUCGUGGUUUGGAAUAAUUUAGACAUAAAUCAUACCGUAGAGAAGGAAAUAGUUUCCUGGGCGAAUAAACAUGAUCAUGGCAUAUUUGAGCAGUUUGUGCUUGCAUUCUAACUCUCUUAGUUCAGUACAUAAGGGUCGAGUUGUCUUGUUUGUUUGUUCGGAAGAAAGGAAACAAUCGCGCGCGAAAGCGUAAAUCAAAUGAUUACCACAAUUGUGUUAAGCGUCAAAACAGGACGUUUGUAGCAUGAUGUAUUGUGAUAUCGGUUCGGCAUGAGUAGCGCUAAGUGCUUUUAGUUUAUUUAUUUAAUAAAUUUUCAUUGAAAUGCGAAGUUUGCCCAGAAAGCCAAAAGGAGCCAUUAGUUAAUGGUUGACCCUAAGAGUUCUAACAUAUCGCCCGUUGCAACUAUACUGACUGAGUAAAUUUGGUUCAAGUUUUUUCGAUGUUUCCCGGCAAAAAUUCGCGCUAUGUUGUACCCUAAUCCAAAGUUUUAAAAAAAAAACAAAGUCAGAGUUACCUGUUCAUGAAAUAUAUCUUAUUAAACGUUUUGGUGAGUAGUAUCGCUGAUUAUUUUUAUGAGUUCUACCGUAUUUUGACGAGCCCGUAGGGCGAGCCAAACUACAAACAACGAGUUGAAAUAUUCAGCGAUACUACACAUCAAAACGUCUCAUAAGUUAUUUAUUACACAAUUUUUUUUCUGCUAAAUCUUUCUGUUCAUUUCUCAUGAGGCGGGAAAAGCAAAGUGGGUGGAGAAACGUAGGGCGCGCAGCCGACUUGUUAAACAGGUUUUUUACAGUACAAAAUAACCAAUUGUCUAAAUAACCGUACAGUAUUACAGGGUAUUUGUGCUCUUUUGGCGCGUUAUUUGUACUCUUCUUUGAGCAGUUGGAUAAUAAUAACUCUUCACGAACAAAAAGCUGUCAUAGAUCAAUGAAGUUUCCUUGAAUUCGUAAUGAAAAUUGAGCAAAAUUACCGAGAGUUUGUGACUUCAAGUGUAGAGUAAACGGAUUUGCCGGUUACCGUGAACGACCAAAAUACGCACUAUUUAAACAGCCUUCACUUCAAUCCUAGACAAAAAACGCGAGUAUGAAAGUUAAGGUCGAAAGAAAUUUAUUGGUUUUUUUGCAAUAGAAACUAACCAUUACAAAGCUUCAGUGGAAAAAAGUGACAUUGACCAUUUUGUCUUUCUUGUUUCGCAGACCUGCAGACAGAACAGGGGAGGAUCUGGAUAUUAUUUUCGCCAGAUUUAAGGUACUAUGUUUUCAGCUUUGUUCCCAUUGGUGAUCACGUGAAGCAUGUAUGGUUAUUUGGCUAAAAACCGCACAGCGAUUUGUGGGAAAAUUGGCGGGAAAAACAUUCCUCUCAAUUGGCCAGAAUCAUCCUCGUGCUCAGGACAGUUGGCGGGAAAUUGCGAUAGUACUUCUGUUUCAACAACUAAAUUAUUAGAGCAUUCAUUUGACAAUUUUCAGUCUUUCGUUCCCGUUUGCUGCUUAAUUUUACGUCCUUCUGUUCUUAUUUCACAGAAUCUGAAGGCAUUUGAGCGUUUCAACCACGCAGUUCUUCACCAAAUUUGUUACUAUGGUUACUAUCAAGACUUGGAGGAAGGAAUCACUCGUAAGUUGUGAAGGAUGCAGAUAUCCCCCACCCACCCCACCCCACCCCACCCCUUGAAACUUGAAAAAUGCUAAGCAAAAGACAUCUUAACGUUAGACUGAUAGUAAAUAUUUCAAAUUGAUUCGUAUUUUGACCCUUUGACUCUUGAGUGACCCGUAUCUAACUUCUCUCUACAAUAUCACCCCAGAAUAAUACACUAAGGUAACGAGAAUAAAGGAAAUGAUCACCAACUGAAGAACCUCUUGAUUGUUAAACAAAUUAUCCCUGUCAGCAGCCCAAGAAAAGUACAGAGAACAGUAUCGAGAAUAUGCAUGCUGAUGUUAAGGUAUAUGGGGUGAAUGGAUAUUAACAGCAUAGUGGAGUAAGCCUUUCUUUUACUGUGGUGAUUAAACACUGCUCCGUUUGUUUAUCCUUUUUCUUUCUCAGUGUAUCGUCAAGGUGACAUUGGCUGUUACUGGUACGUUGUCCUCGCUGGAGCGCUUGAAGUUCGUGCAUCGAAAACCGGAAAAUAUGAGGUGCGUCGUUUAACGCGAGUAAAGAUGAUCAAACUCCAUGCAACAUUUUCUCUGAUGGAGGUUUAUUUGUACGCACGUACGGACCUAUAACUUAGGACCACAACUACGCGUUGUGAUGUUUUAAAUUUGUCCGCAACAUUUUCAUAUAAAGAAUGCUAACAUUUUACUUGAACUCAAUCUCUUCGCUGUUACAGGUUUUGCAUUGAGUGAGGUUAGUGUAGCGUCCUCCUAGAGAGGACAGUCGAAGAAAAUUAAUGUCUAUAGAGAUUGUCAAUUCCUCUAAUUUCGCAGGAUGCUGAAGCCAUUUGCACUCUCGGCCCCGGAAAUUUUUUCGGCGAAUCAGUACUGGAUGACUCACCCAGGUGAGUUAAGGAGUGGUUAUGCGCCUGUUUGUUCUAGUCCACCUCAGUUCUUGUAACUAACAACCAUAAAAUAAUAAAAAAAAUGCUCUUUGAUUUUCUUUCUUCUAUUUUAGGCCUGUUUUCUUGAUGAAUUUUUUUUUUCAGACGCUCCACAGUCAUCACAAGCGAAUUUUGUGAGCUUUUGCUGAUAGAGAAGAAAUUCUUCCGUACUAUUUGGGAGGUGGGUUAAAUUUAACCCUUGUCACAAUAAUAUAUUUUUCCACGCCACAGUGUCCAAAAAAGAUCUAAAAGAAAUAAUUUUUUAUUUUCAAAUCUUUUCCAGCGAAACAAGCAAUUUCUAGAGGACAUUAUACCCAGUCCCUCAUCUACCCCUGUCGGAGAACAAAGUGAGUUUUAAAAUCUUACUCUCCUUGUGGUACUGAGACUUCUAUGUUAAGCGGGCUUUAUUUACUCAAGCACUCAGUAAGAGGCCUGGUUUCAAAUUUGGGUCAUUCAUCUUGAGCUACAGAUCGCAGAAAAUGCGCAUGAGUAGAACAAGCUAAAUAAGUAUAUGACUGAAUAUCAUCUUAAAGGGUGACCCAUUGAAGAUCUCGUUCUUUCCAUGGCCUUCAUUUAGGCCACAGAAAAAGGAAAAUGUUUUUUUUCCCAUUUAAGUCAGCGAAAUUUUCUGAAAGCAAGUAUCGUAAACAGCAACUGAAGAACACUCAAUUUUCAGUGUGUACCUAAGACAAGUUGCAUUGGUCUUUCUCAAUCUAGGAAAAGCUUUCAUUACAUCUUCAUUCACAUACUUUUUCUUUUGUCAGACAAUAAUGAGCAACUUCCUGAAAAUAAUACGGUGGAGGGUAAACCAUCCAAGACAGUGGUGAGUAAGCUUGAUUCGUCUUUGUCCCAUGAAUUCAGCUACGGUAUAAGAGCGGUACAACGGCGAAGCGUGAUUUUUAAGAAUGCGACACUUAGCCAGCCAAUCUCAUCAUCUGACAGGAGCAGAAGAGGGGGGAUUCACAAUUAAAAAUUGCCACAGGCCUUACAUGGUUACAUAAAGGCGGUUUGAACCACUGCUCUUUCUUACGUGUCAACGGGCAUGCAGUCAUGCAGCGAAAAGGAUCGGAUUCGCGUGCUUUUGCACGGUUAUCGCCCCACCUCUACGGAAAAGACUGCAAAAUGGUUCCAACGAUAACACCACUUCUGUAUAUCACCGCGUUGAAUAACCACACGUUUUUCUCCCCACAGUACUCACCUGAGGCACUCAGAAAUGGUGGACUGGUCCUGCGUUUUGCAAUGCUUCGUCACCAGUCUCCAAAACUGAUCCGUGAUCGAGAACUUGAUAAACGCAAGGUGUGCAGAUGCUUCGUUGGAUCGGAAGCGGUCGAUUGGCUGACAAAAAUCAGCCCAAUGGUUCAUGGUCGAUUUCAUGCCAUCGCUAUGCUUCAGGCGCUUUUGGAAGAGGGAGUCAUUACUCAAGGUGGGGGACUGAUACCGAAAAAUACUAUCUUGGUCACGUUUGUUGGAAACCUUGUCUUUUCACGAGAAAUAAACCUAAAAAUGCGCAUUCCUCAAUUAUCUUUCUCUCCUAUCAAUUUUUAAGGCUUUGGAAGUAUAUUUAUUACUUAAAAGCUUUUUGGUGGUCCGUUGGCAACGUUUUAUCUGAGUUAAGAAAUCUGAAGAGCCCUUUGGAAGCAUACAUUUACUUACAGCGCGAUAAAGCUUUUGCAUGGCCUUUUACGGCCAUUUUGGGAACCAAUAUUUUUCCAGGUUUUUCGAAAAACGCACUUCAGGCACUCACUCUAAAUAAGAGAAAAAUAAUUAUAAUUUUCCAGUUCGUUAUUCCAAGGGAAUUGAAACUCUUCCGAACUUUUACUUCGCUCGUCUGUUCCUCGAACCUGAGUCCCCUGAAUGUCUCUUAUCGUUCCUGCAGUGGGCCAUGGGUAUGAAUUCAAAGACCAAGACAUUCUUUAUCGCUUUGUUAUGGACGAGAAUGAUAAUGAGAGGCCUGGAAAAGAGGCAUACAGUGAGGAAGACCUGGAUGAUGUACUGCUCAUGCUCAGUAGGUCCGGAUUGGAUGCACAACUGAGAAUGGCUCUCAGAAAACCGUGAGUUGUCACCAAAACAUCCUGUCAUGUUGUCUUUUGAUAUGCGUGAAAUUGUUUCUGUUUCUCGUUAUAAGGUAGAUCACAUGAUGAAAUUCUAGAGGGAAAAAUAAAAGAGAUUUUUUUUCCAAGCUGAGUAAGUCACCGUAAAGUUGUCUGGAUGCGACCUUGGAAAGCUGGGUCUAACGCACGAAGUCGAGGUUUACUGGUUAACCUACUUGGAGAUAUGUUAUGAAACAACAAACUCGUCUUUAAAGAAAGAUGUUUUUCGUUUUGUCACGAGCGUGGGACAAAGAAAAAAUUCUGAGUCCCCAUGAGGAAUCGAACCUCAGACCAUCGGAUGUCAAAUCCUUUUGUUUUUUGUUUUUUGUUUUUUUUUUGAUGUUCCAUGACCUAAAUGGAAAACAGCUCUUGCAGGCACUAAUUAAAAGAAAAGAAAAACCAAACAGAACGCGUCAAACAACUAAAUUAAGCUUUGCGAGCUUAUUUUUACUUAUUUUUAAACGAAGUUUACAUUAAGCCUAGACUUAGUGAAAGUCGUUGCAUUCGACCUAGUUUCCUUGGCUCACGAUCAAGGGCCAUAGUUUGAUAUGCCUGAAUAAACGCCAGAGUUAAUACUUAUUCUUGUUUUCUCAUUCCAGUGCUAUGGAAAGAACUCCAGACGACUUAUCUUUAAUUUACGAUGAACUCAUGCAUGUAAAGGCUCUUCAAUAUCUUUCAACCAUGGUGAGAAUUCUAUUUUCAUCGUGGAGCACUGCAUGUGGUAAAAAUUCAAGGCAGUUUCGCUUUACUUUGCAACUCAGUUGAACAGUUGUGUCGUCAGUCUGAGUUACAUGUCAUUUUUAACUCAUAUUCUUUUCAUCGUCAGGUUAAAAAAGAACUGUCAUACGCUUUUGUGUUGGAAUCCAGUUUCAAAAAGGGAACUGUGCGUAAGUGUUUAAUAGUAGGGAACUCUGACAGAUUUCCAGCCUCCGAUUGCGUAAUUGUUUAGUUACUAAGAUUUGAAACUGGAAUCUCAGAAUUCGCGCGAGUUUCUUGACCAAUCACAUAGCCAAGGGGAUGAAAACCAAUACAAUCCUGUAUCAAAGAGGGUAAGUUUCUAAAGAAACUGUGGUGCUGCGUCGGUGGGGGAGUAUAUCAGGGUAAUUUGGUUUUAUUAACUGAGUUGAUAAUGUAAGUUGGCUACCGUAAAGAGUUUCAAAGCGUUAAACAUCGUCAGAGUUAUAUUACCUUCACACCCAGUUGAUAAGUUAUUGCAUCGAUGAAUUUGAAAUGAAAUUUUUCAGUCAUGAAAAUUACAAUCGAAUCGCUUACCAAAUACUGUCAUCUUUUUUUAUUUUUAUUUCUUAUCUAUAUGAAGUUUUCAGCGAAGGAGAAGAAGGGAUUUCCUGGUACAUAAUACUGAAGGGCUCAGUGAAUGUCGUGGUUCAUGGAAAGGUAAGGAACAUUGGACUACCUUGCUCUCAGCUCCGAUUCUGAAGACCUUAAAUUUGCUGUCCAAUGUAACGAAAGUACAUUCUAUAUUUUCAUUCUUACUAAGGGUGUGGUGUGCCAACUGAAUGAAGGAGACGAUUUUGGAAAACUAGCACUUGUAAAUAACGCUCUGAGGUAAGAUCUGUCUCCUUUGACAGAUGAUGUGGUAAUGUGGUAAGAAACAAAAGUUGCUCACGAGGCGCAGCUGUGUGUACCAUUUUUGUUUUUGAUCACAUUUUGGCGUCUUUGGUGAUCUGUUGCUAAACUGAUGCACGGCAACAUGAAAUGUAUUUGUUUCAUAUGAUAAAAAGGCAAAAUUUUGUUAAUGGUGACGUCAUCUGUGCGUCUUACCUCCAAUAAAUCAUAAGUAACAUUGGCAGAUCCAGACCUUAAGCUAAGGGGGGGGGGCAGUUUUUUACGGCUCUCCCUGCCGGCUUUUCUCCCUUCUGGGAUUCUUUUCUUUUUACCCAAAAUGGGGGGGCCCUCCGUGCCCCUCCUCAAGAUCCGCCGAUAGGUAAGAACCGAUCGGAAGGCGACCCUUUGAAAUCUGUUUGCAUUCCUCGAUUAAGAUGAAAUGUACGUUGUAAAUAUGAUCAGUAAGGUCACAGUCUUCAAAACAUCUCUUACAGAACCGCCACAAUAGAAACUUCUCAAGACAUUUGUCAUUUCUUGAAGAUAGGAAAGAAAGACUUUAACAGAAUCCUUAAGGUAUGAAACUUUUUCUCACGAUCACUGAACGAAAUUUAGUGACCCACCGAAUACCUACUAGCUAAUCGACUGACCGUACGAUAUAGCGAUCAACCGACCGAAUGCUUGACAAGCCGAACCUUAGCCGAACUAAAACCGAAUAGCCGAACUGCCGAAUAACCGACCAUCAAUUGGUUCGUUCAUUCAUUCACUCACCCACCCGACCUUUUUUUUUUUUUUUUUUUUUUUUCCAAGGACGUGGAAACAAAUACUGUUCGUCUAAAAGAACACAGAAAAGAUGUCCUUGUCUUGGAAAAGAUUAACAUACCUAACAUGUUUGGAGAAGAUAACAGCCAAACUCACAUUCCGCAGAUUCAAAAGUAAGGAGAGAUCUGUAAGGGGCUAAUUUUACGACCAAGAUAUCGGAGUGCUUUUAAAGACUCAUAACAACCCUAUAAUCUAUAGUAAUAGAAAAAGUGUUGUGCCAAUUUACCAGUAAAAUAUAUCUGCUUGUCAACGCCGGAAAGCGCCCACACUCGGUUGGCUACCCGUGUGCUUUUCAGCCCCAUUAAUAUUGAAACUGACGGGCUUUUUUGAUAACGGAGCUCGGAAAUGGCUUUUCUGUGACCCUAGGUAGAUGAGCAACUCGGCGAGAGGUCGGGUAAGAGUCCAGCGUUGAUUAGUAGUGCCAGACCCCUGCAAACCUCUCCUCCGACUCUCCUUCACGAGACUACCUUCAUUCGCGCGAUCAGACUACGCAAUCAAGAGGGCCUGAAUGGGAUGUGACUUUUACGGCUAAAGGUUAAAAUUUUGGCCAUUUUACGAUGAAUGGUUGACAUCAUUUUAUUGUUAUCACCAGUAAAUAUUUUUAUGGUUAACUUUUUCACGGUUUGCGAUUAAAAUUUAUAAUUUUUUUCGCUUAACGGUUAACAUUUUUGGCCAUUUUACGGUUGACGGUUAACCACAUUGAGACUCUCGGUCUAGAUAAAGUAUUCUACAAUUAAAUUUAUAGAUAUUCCGUGAUGGCUGGUACUCCAGAGAAAAUGGUGGAAUAUCUCUUAGAAACAAGAAUGGACAAUUCCAAUACAAAUAACUUCGACGGUAAAUGAAAAAAUGUGUUCACUGAAUUCCAUUUUUAUUUCACAGGUUAGAUUGGUAUUACUAAAGGCAUUCUUUUGUUGUUGUUGCUGUUGUUGUUAUUUUUCAGAUCAUUUUUUGAACGACUUUCUGAUCGCUUUCCCAAUAUUUAUGACCACGGAGGCAUUAUGCCGCGAGUUGCUGUCCAAAUAUCCUUUUUAUUAGAAAGACUGUUGUCACGGUAUUUGAAACGUCGACUGAGGUACAGACAUAUAACUCAGUAACUCGGCAGCGACAUGAUUAUGCUACCACAGUGGUUUCAAUCGUUGGAUCUAAUUAAGUUGCACCAAAUUCCAAUUGCUCUCAGAGACAACCAUACUUCAAGUUUUGAAUACAUUAAGACAAUUCUUAAAUGCAGUCCGCCACACAAGAGAAACCCGUUUAAACUAAGUCCUGGGGCCACCAAACUGAAUGGUUUCAAACUUCUUAGCAUUUCUGUCGAAUCAAUUUUGGUCCGGAACAUUAGCGCGACGUUUGAACUCAACAAAGAAAAGUGAUAAUAUUAGGGACAUUAUAAACAGCUAGGACGACAACGCUGAGGAAGGCGUCGAUUGAAAAAUGAAGAUGUAUUAUUAUUUAAAAUUUCGCGAAUGGGUGGAUGUGUUUACCGUCUCUUUCCGUUCCAUGCUAAUUUUGGUGAUUUCACGUUGUUGUUUAGCAGUGGAUGGAUAUGAAAUGUACAAAGGUUUAAAACGCACGUGCUGAGCUAGUCCUAGUUGCCGUUGCUGUCGUGGUUCGCUUAAAUCUCAUUUCAAAAUGUUACAGUCCUUAAUCAUUCUUACCUACAACAGAACCAACUGUUUUAUAAUCGGACAAGACGAGACCAGAAAUAUCACUGCUGAGCACAAAAUGGCCAUCAAAAGAAGGUAGGCUUUUCAUGUAACUUGUGAGAGUAAAAAAUUGGUUAAUUUAUAUGUCUCUGUGUGUCUCCUCGUGGAAAUAAUAAGCGUUGGACUGACGGUUAAUGCCGUACUCCGGACUGCAGCUAUGCCCUGGACUCAUGGCCGGCAUAUUUGGAACACGAUGCAUGAAAAUCACCUCCCAAACCUUGGAGGUGCUCAGAGAUUAAAAAAAAAGGGCGGGGGGGGGGGUGGGAUACUUAAAAUGAACUUCAACCUUCCCCAGAGGAGUGGAAAUAUAACUUCACUUCACGUUCUGUGAAUAUCUGGCUUCCAUUUGAGAAAACAAGGUUUUAAACUUCUCAAAGACAAUUUCAAAGAGCUAAUUACAAGCCACGGUUGAGCAGGUUGCCGUUUUGCAGGGUUGUUCAGAUGACGCUCCGCUGGUGUUACUUGGCUGGGAAUCUAUUCUUGGAAAACCAAUGUAUUUUCAGGUUCAUUGAGGUAAGAAUACCCUAAAUGCUAAUUUGUUUUACAUACCGUGGUGAUAGGAUUUUGAAGCGAAAUUAUUUCAAUAAAUCUCAACAGGCACGCAUAUUCAGUAAAGUAGGUAACACUAACACUUCACUAUCGUCAGUUCAGUGUAUCACUUGGUCUAGACUUCGAACAAGGGAGAAUCUGUGAUAAGCAUUGCUCCGAUUGGGAAAGCCGAGGGAAAACUCGCCUGUAGAGAAUUCCUUUUUUUUUCCACAAGUUUCACACUCGUUCACUCUUGCGCGAGACUCGCGCUUCGCGUUCGCCCUUUGUCCGGGCGGAGGGAAGGAAAAAAAGGAGUUAAUAUGAAUAAUUAUAACCAACACUUCAGCUUUAGAAUUCCUUUUUAUAUUUAUAACAAUUUCCUCUCAUACAGGAAUUGAUGGAUUAUCUAGAGACAGAUGAGCUUUUCAAUGAGUUUAACCUCCUCAAGACAGCCAUGCGGACACUUAAAGAAAGGUACAUGAGUUUUCGCACAGUACAGGCCGAUAAAGAUAGAUUAAAGAUAAAUAUUCGAGAUACAAUAACCGUGACACGACAGCAAACUAUCUUGACAUGAAUUUUUCCUUGCAUUUCUCACAGAUACCCCACCGAUGACCUUAUCGAUGGUAAAAUUUUCGCUCCAGUGGUAAGCAAAAUGAGGGCAAGAUCCUCUUGAAGGUCACUUUAAUGUAGUCAAUAGAUGAUGUUGUUAAUUUGAUUGGAGUGAACUUUUUCUCUUGUAUCAUAGCGCCAUAGUCCACAUCGUCGAAUGGGCCUCGCUAAUAUCACAAAAGCCAUCAGAGACUACAAGUCAAUACGAGGAAUCGAUCAAAGUGAGUACAUAUUUAUCAGACAAUGCUUUUCAAUUAUAUAAGUUAAGAGCUUGUAACAGCAGAAAAACGGACCAACACCUGAGGGAAGGGUAUGGGAUGAGACGGAUGGGGGGGGGGGGGAAAGGGAGCUCCACUUCACGAGGAAGUAAAUCAAAGUUAUUGUCGAACUAACAAGAGCAUAAAGACCUCAUUAAAGGUACCCACUUAUUAACAGGUUAACCCAAGGUUACUUUCCCCCUGUUGGCAUGUGGCUACCACACUUUCCACAUCGUACUUCUUACCCCUUACGCUCCACACCUUUAUCGUCUCCUACAUAGAUGUCUUGAUACCGCCUCACCCCUUUUUCCCUCCCCCCGUUUCUCUUUCUAAUCUGUCUGUCUGUCUCUCUCACCAUACCUCGUCCCCAGUCCCAUGCGCCACAGCCCUAUCGUUCCGUCGCCCUCUAAAGUUUCUUCCUUCCUGUCUCUUUCAUCUGUUUCUAUUCCUUCGCUUAUGCCCGCGGAUGAAUACUGUAGUCACUAGUUUUAUGCUUUUCGCAUUACAGAUAUUUUUCGAGUCUUCUGUGCCGAUCAUACAUACACUACAGUAGCUUUGCCUUAUAACGCCACAGCGCAGACCAUUAUUAACGCCGCAGAGGAGCGUGUUCUGCUAGGCGAUGACUGUAUCCUGUGCGAGGUCAAAUCUUCAGGAGGUAGGUGCUUCCUUUUACUGGUGUUGCCGAUGAAGUGCAAAAAAUAUGAGCCUUCUUUUUGUAUAACCGUGUCAGAAAACGUUUUAACCGUCUUAUUAGCAAAAAAUGAAAAGUUGAGAAAAGGAGCAAAAAAACGUUAACUCAAAAAUUUAAGGUGUUCUCGGAAACUGAUGAACACUUUAAAAAUCGACCAUCGAUUAUUUUCGCUCACGUUUGAUCUAGGUGUGUUACGUGGCUGAAAACGCCCCGCUAAACUGUGAUAUAUUAGGCGAUAUUCCCUAAGGGGUAUUCCGCGAUAAUCGCUUUAUACCAAAUGCAAUGAAAGUUUUCGUUUCGUAUGUUUUAAAGUAGUUACUUCCUUUACCUUUUGUAGAACGCGUACCUUUCAAACCAAACGAAAUAUGUGUCACAACCGGACUAAGUGUUAACGGAAGAUUGUUUAUCGCGCCACGGGAACACUUGGACUCACUGGUAAGGAUAAAGCUGAAUUCUUACGAGCCUUGUCGUUUAUUGUAAUUACUACUCGAGAUUACUCUGGUUUUCUGAAUAAUAAGCACCCAGACCAAGAUUAUUGCUAUGGCUUCUACCAAACGGAAUGCUAAUAUAUAGCAAGGUACCCCCACAGAUUCAUCAAUUUUUUUCUCUGGCAACAAAAGUUUGCUAGAACCAUUAAUGCGCUUGGUUGUAGAGAGGCACUGGGAGAGAAACGCGUUUUGCCCAACAACACAACACAAUAACCUAGUCGGGAAUCGAACCCGGACAUGGCGACCCAGUGUCAAAGGUGCCAAACCCUAGGUCCUCGCGUUUCUUAUUGGUCAGCGCUACAGACCCCGAAAAGGGAGGUGAAAACAGUUUCUAUAUGAAACUUCUAUUAAGACCUACUUCAACUGGUGCUGAGAUAUCCAUACAAAUUGUGCUCUUUUUAUCUACCCCAGACUCCUACUCCUGAGCAGGAAGGACCGUCAACCAGUAACCUCACAUUUCUGGAGUCAGUUGGAUCCAAAGAGCUUGCGUAUUACAUCACACAGUACGACUAUGAGCUGUUCAACGCCGUUAACAUUGUGAGUAUCUCAAGUUUUGUCUGACAAGUUGAGAUUGCGGAGUUGCUUGCGUUUAAACAUUGCGAAUUAACAGCCAUCUGUAAAUUGUUACAAUUUCAUUAAAUUUCCUGAUCUGUAAGAACCUCUUUGAUUUUAUUUGCAGCAUGAAUAUAUAUUCCGCAUCUUUGGCAAAGAGAGCCACAAACAGAUCACAGCAAAUCUUGAUUUGCUUCUCAGAAGAUUCAAUGAGGUGACAAAUUUCUUUACGCUUUUCGCACGGUAUUAUGAGUGUAUUUCUUCACUUGAUUGCAUUCUGAUUGGCUUGAAGGUAAACUCCAGUUUGAGUGUCAUUAUGAUUUCAUCUUUUAGGUCCAGCUUUGGGUCGAAACACAGAUUCUUCUCACUCAACAUCUCAACAAGCGGGUUUAUCUCUUGAAAAAGUUCAUCAAGUUGGCCGCACAGUAAGUGAUUCCUUAAAGAAAUUUCCAAUUGAAUGUCGAAGGUCAUCUGAGAUUACGUUGAUUUUAACUCUACUUCACCUUGUGAUUGGUCGAGAAAAUUAGCGUCCCCCUCCCAACCAAUCAGAUGCAAGGCUAAAAUCAAUCGCGACCUGGUCACCCGAAUUUUCCCGCGCUUCUGGUCGCUCGUUUUAACUAGGACUUAUGAUUGGGCCCUUGUGUAAUUUUCCAUACUUUGAUUGGCUGUUUUGGUUACUUUAGUUUUUGUUUGACGACAGCCUAUCGAAAUAAAUCUGAUUCGUCAAUAAAACUCGCUGUUAUGACCCUUUUUUUUCUAUUGCCUUGUAGCUGUAAAGAGUACAACAAUUGGUAUUCAUUUUUCGCCGUUGUUAUGGCAUUAAACAGUGUUGCAGUCAGUCGCUUGUCUCAGACAUGGGAGGUAAGUGGGAAAUGGUUGCUUACAUGGGUUGCGUUCAUUUUCUCGCGGAAAAAAAUUUGACUUUUAUGAUUUUAUUUGUAAAUAUGUUAAACGUUUAAUAUGUUUGAGCUCAAACAUUGCAAGAAAAAGAUAUCGUGAAAUUAAGUCUUUGUCAACAAUGGUCCCCUCUGGAAACAUUUGCUGAAUUUUUUUUUUAAACUAUACCUUCUUUUAUUGUGUCGUCAGAAAUUACCGAGCAAGUUUCGUAAAAUAUAUGAAGAGUUUGAAGGUAUCUUGGUAAGGACAUUUCAUUUCAUUACUCCUUUAAACAAAUUUAUUUUAACUUUAUAUGUUGAAAAAGCACCAUUUAUUAGUUGUGGGUUAUUUAGUAGUCAAGUAAAACAAUUAAUUGCUUCAACCGUCAAAGCUGAAUAGAACACAUGGAUAUGUUUCUUUUAAAGGAGCCUUCUAGAAACCAUCGAGUUUACAGGCUUUUAGCUGGUAAGUUUCUUAUUAACUGUGUAACUUUUUACACUGCAACAGGCAGGGGCGUAGUCAGGGUUUUCAAAGGGGGGGGGGGAGUUAAAUUGUGUCAGACAGAGGGUACUCACCAGAUUGUCAUGAUGUCGAACUCCACGCCAUGUUUUACUCAAUGUGAAAAAAAGGCUUACAAAGGGGGUAGGGGGUUAACGUGCACCCCACUAGCUACGCGUUUGAAUAGGCAAAGGUAUAACGUUAAGUUUGCACUCAAGCCAGUAGCCCAUUCAGGCGGAGCUUAUCCCCUUCUCCGUAGCAUGAAGCGGCGACAAGAAGUAUUAAUACACCCCCCAUGGGAUGCCAGUCCAUUUCAGGUUACCCCCGCACAUUUUGUCAAGUGUCCCUGACAAUCUGCUAGUACCGAUUUAUACUCCUAAGUGAAGAGAGGGACUGUGAAAGUAAAGUGUUUUGCCUAAGCACUUAACACAGUGACCUGGCCAAGUCUGUUACCCAGACCUCCCGCGUUUAGCGUGCAAACCGCCAGGCCGCCUCGUUUCUCAAUACAGUGAGGUGCUAUAAUUUUAUUCAAUUAUUUUGGUAGGAAAAAUGAAGCCACCCAUAUUGCCUUUUAUGCCUCUUCUGAUAAAAGGUAUGUUUGUUUACAAAGUUGAACUUUAUUUCAUUAACGUUCAGUUUUCUAGUUGUAAAAAAAGCUUCACUUUGCUCAUUUGUUUCUCUGUUAUGUACUUGAAUACGUGAUAGUCACAAAUCGAAUAUUGAAAAAACAAAGUUAGGGAUUUGUUUUUAUUUCUAGACAUGACGUUCACUAACGUAGGAAAUAAAACGCAAUUUGAUGAUCUGGUGAACUUUGAGAAAAUGGUGAGCAGCUAUUUUUGUUAUUGCUUUUUUUCCCUUUUCUUUUCUAGUCCAUGGAUGUGGGGUUAAAUGUGUCGCAUUAUUCUUGUUGUCAAAUCAACAAAAGAUUCCACGUUACCUGCGUCUGUUCCAUAAUACAUCACCUGAGACGCAAAAUAAGGUGAGAACAAAACAGAGGCACUCAAGGCGCAGCCGAGUGUGUCACUGAUGUUCUUAGCAUAUUUUGACGUCUUUGAACAGACUCGUGGCAACCUGGAAUCUAUUUGUUUCAAUUAAUCAAGAAGUUACAUGUACAGUUGUUCAUGGGGACGUCAUUUAUGCGUCUAUCCUUCAAUAGAUCAUAAGUAAGAACCAAUAAAAUUACACGUAGAAUUCAGCUUAGAGUUUAAACGUAGAUGUCAAUUAUUAUUUUUAUUUCAGAGAAUGAUCUCUUCUACUAUUCGUCUUAUCCAGUAUUGUCGCAGCGAGCCGUUCAGUAAGUACACCUUGAAUCGAGAUAAGGGACUGACUAAAUGGGUCAUGGGGGCACUAAACUGUGAAGCUCAUCAGAAAGUAGGAAAGACGAAUGAUAAAAAAUGAAUGGACCAAUCAGAGUGCAUGACUCACAGACAAGAUAACUAUGCAAUUCGUCACGCUAAGAGUGUCACGCACUCCGUAGAUUUCGCAGUAUAGUUUGCCUCAUUACUAUUGACUAUAACUAAAUUUCGGUAAUAGCAAAUAGAAUUUUAGUUUUGUGGCACUUAUAGGGGAAACUUUCCUAUGAACGACCAGGCCCGUGGUUCUGACUGACUUCACAAAUAAAUGUUGAUGACGGCGGUCACACAAGGUCUGUUCGUGAUCUUAUUUCUCGCGAAUUUAUGAAAUGAUCAUGUUUAUUUUUCUUUACUUAGAGGCUGAACCUCCAACUCAAGUGAAAAUAGCUCAGGAAAUCACUAUUUUUGUGAGGUAUGAUUGAUGUGUCACAUGAUAAACUUUCCAGACAAUGGAAUAGAUUUAAACCGCACAUGAAACACACAACCUUUUUUAAAAGCUCAAAGCCCAAAAUCUUGUAAUCUUUAAACUCAAAAAAGUGUUAAGUUUUCCUUUUUCCUUCUUUUUUAUCCUUUUACAUCAUAUUUCGAUUAACCUUUCGUUUGGAUCCAUUUUCGCAUGCCCGACGUUGACCCCCGUGCCAUUGAAAUACAACAACUGCCAGGUCACUUUUUCGGCAUGUGGCUAUGUUAUAUGAUUGACAUAAAAGCCGACAAGAAUUGUGAUUUUUCUAGCGAAAUGCAACUAGACCGAUUUCCCCAUUUUUUUCCAAUCUCACGCGGUAAUCCUCUCUUUCCACAGGAAUUUCAACGUUAUAGACAACGAGCGCAUUCUUAACCAGUUCUCUCACAGAUUGGAGCCCAAAAAAAACUAAGUAAUCCUUGUUGAUCAUUUAACGAUGCCUUCAACAAAUUCCUCGGCCAAUCAAGUUUGACAGCGGUAUAUGUGGACAGUGGUUCAUCAGCUUGGUGACAACAAUUCGAUAUAGUUUGUCCUUACGUGUCAACAGAGAGAGCAAUGUGGCGAAUUUCUGCAAUUGACUGUAUUUUCUGGUAAAUUUCACAUUUUCUUUUUAAACUCCUUUUUUUAAAUAUUGGCGUUAAGGGUCGCGUACAGAUAAUUCAAACACUGAUAGAUAAAUUUCUGACGCCAUUUCGAAUUGAAAAUGAUUAGAACAUUUUAAAAGUUUUAUGAUAUUUUAACCUCAG
This is a messenger RNA of Pocillopora meandrina, 16325 nucleotides long. NCBI's taxonomy places the organism in Eukaryota, Metazoa, Cnidaria, Anthozoa, Scleractinia, Pocilloporidae. The record is from the annotation of a GenBank genome assembly.